AUGGCGGAAGGCUACGUGACUUUUGCAUCGGUGGAUGGUUCAGAGGAGAACACAUUUCGCGAGCCCUCAACGGUGCCUACGACUCCGGAUGGAAGCUGCUCUUUCAGUCCUGUGUUGAAGUACUCUCAUGAAGUUGAGUACGGCGACACGGAGAGCCUCGAUGAGGACAAGUUCACGGGAUUGGCAAGCGAUGGUGAAGCCAGUAGCCAAACCGAUCUAAGCAGCAGGCCGAUUCCAGUCCGCAACAUUUGUUGCGUUGGCGCGGGUUACGUCGGCGGACCUACCGCUGCAGUCAUUGCCUUUCAAAAUCCGCAUAUUCGCGUCACCAUCGUCGACAGAGACGAGCGGCGCAUCCGUCGAUGGAACUCCAAGCAUCCCCCAAUCUACGAGCCUGGACUCCGAGAUAUUGUACGGGUCGCGAGAGACGGUGCAAAGGAGUGCGCGUUUCCCAGUGAACCUAUGAAGAUGAGACAUACGGCCAUGUCGGAACGGUCUUCCGCCACAUCUGAGUGUGGGAGCCAGUGUGACGAAGGAACCAUCAGGAUCCCCGACAGAGAACCAAAUCUCUUCUUCUCAACGCAGGUUUCAAAGUGCAUAUCGGAGGCGGACGUCAUCCUGAUCGCCGUAAACACACCAACGAAAACCAGGGGUCAUGGAGCGGGCAGCGCGACGGACAUGACCGCCUUCGAGGCCGUCACUGCAGAGGUCGCAAGACAUGCGCGACCAGGUGCCAUCGUGGUUGAGAAGUCAACUGUGCCAUGCCGAGCUGCAAACCUUGUGCGCGAGACGCUCAUGGUUCACCGACCCGGAGUUCACUUUGAAAUUCUCUCCAACCCCGAAUUCCUCGCGGCCGGCACCGCCGUCAAGGACCUCCUCAACCCGGACCGUGUACUCAUUGGCUCAGACACGACUAGUUCCGGGAAGCGCGCUGCAGAGGCUCUCGCAAGAGUGUACGCCGCCUGGGUGCCUCGUCCUCGCAUAGUAACCACCAACGUGUGGUCUUCCGAACUCGCAAAACUCGUAGCGAACUCGAUGCUUGCGCAGCGGAUCAGCAGUAUCAACUCCAUCAGCGCCAUCUGCGAACGAACGGGCGCGGAUGUGGAUGAAGUAGCCGCCUCCGUUGGCUGCGACCCGCGCAUAGGCGACAAAUUUCUCAAAGCCGGUAUCGGCUUUGGCGGAAGCUGCUUCAAGAAGGACAUCUUGAGCUUGGUGUACCUCGCCGAGUCACUGGAUCUUCCCGAGGUCGGCGAGUACUGGAGACAAGUCGUCAAGAUGAACGAGUACCAACGGGACCGCUUCACCAAGCGCGUAGUAAAAUGUCUGAACAAUACCUUGGCGGGUAAAAAGGUCACCGUGCUCGGUUACGCGUUCAAGAAGAACACAUCCGACACAAGAGAAGCACCAGCGCUGGAGAUCAUACGUACCCUCCUCGAGGAAGGGCCACGAGAGAUCGCCGUCUUUGAUCCGUGCUGCAAUCCUCUCGUCAUCCAAGAAGAGAUCCGACAGCUCUGCGGCUCGCUCAAGCCACUGAGAGAAGACGGGGGCCCCUUGGUCGUCUAUGGGAAUGCGUACGAAGCCUGUCACGACAGCAUAGCGGUGCUCAUCACAACCGAGUUCGAUGAGUUCCGUAACAAGGUUACCCCGAGCACUGCAUCCCCCGGUAGGACAACAGGAGCUUCACGGCUGGAUAUCGACCCGCGUCCCUUCCAAAACCUGGAGAUCCGACAGUCUGAUGUGCUGGCCCUACACAAAUUUCUCGUGCGCAACGGACAGGCGUCUUUAGAUGAUCCACUAGAGCGUUACGUAGUAGAGCCGGAUUGUGCACCGGAUUGUCCCGAUUGCAAGGCAGAAACAGACAGCAAGGUCUCAGGAUUCUCCACUGGAAUGGGGACCGAAGAGUAUCGACCCAAGGAGAAAGUCGACUGGCAGAGAGUUGCUAGUCACAUGCAGGUUCCGAGGUGGGUGUUUGACGGACGAGGGGUUAUUGACCCUGACGAGAUGGCAAAGUUGGGCGUCAGAGUGGAAAGCGUUGGUAGGCAAGGGCGAAAUUAA
Colletotrichum truncatum is the source of this 2052-nucleotide messenger RNA. RefSeq names its product UDP-glucose 6-dehydrogenase. Gene Ontology annotation, biological process: glycosaminoglycan biosynthetic process; polysaccharide biosynthetic process. The record is from RefSeq and is a predicted model, not a curated record. NCBI's taxonomy places the organism in Eukaryota, Fungi, Ascomycota, Sordariomycetes, Glomerellales, Glomerellaceae. Gene Ontology annotation, molecular function: UDP-glucose 6-dehydrogenase activity; NAD binding. Gene Ontology annotation, cellular component: nucleus.